UGGUACUACAGGCCACUGCUACUGAUCAAAUGCAAUCAUUUUUUACCCCACUGUCUGUCAAGAGGAGCUACAAUAUGGCCAAGAACUUUUCUGUGGCAUGGCUGUCUCAGAGCUCUCAGCCCGCCUGCUGCUCCGGGUUACAGGCUGCCCUGGUGCACAACCCUCCAGCGCUCGCGCUCCAAACCAAACACGCUUCUCACACAGGGGGCCUACUUUCUGCUGACAGAGUCAAGGAUGUCACCAAGACCCCAUCCUCACCAACCAACAGCUGUGGCUACACUUCCGGUUCGGAGAGUGAGGUCGGUGAUGACGUCGAGGCAGAAUUGGGACCAAACCGUCGGGUCAGAACAAAAUUCACGUCCUAUCAGAUCGCACGGUUGGAGAAAACCUUUCACAAGCACAAAUACCUCGGAGCGAGCCAAAGGAGGAAAAUAGCAGAAAAGCUGCAUCUUUCUGAAACUCAGGUGAAAACGUGGUUUCAGAACAGAAGGAUGAAGCUGAAGCGUGAGGCACAGGACACCCGGGUGGAAUAUUACCCCCCUGCACUGCUCGCUCCUCUCCUUUUGGCACCGCCGCAGUUUCAGCACCACGCUCUGGCUGGACAGCGACUCGCGCUCCCGCCUGCUGCUGCUGCUGCUGCUGCUGCCGCGGUCCCGCACUACACACCGCACUACACACCGCAACUCAACCGCACAGUGUCUCUGCACCAGCACACAGCACACCGAGCCAUGAUUCACCCCACACUCCUCUCCUCCUAUUACUACUGACCAAACACUCCCUUCAAGGACUUGAGAUCUCUGACACUGUGCACAUUAUGUAGAUGUUUUUCUUAUAGUAGCUACAGCGUAGCUUCGACACUGCAGCACCAUCUGCUUUAGAUUAACUACAUUUACUUGCCAUUCGACUUUCUAUGAUGCUUUUAUGUGAAAAUGUAAGCUAAUCAUUUACAGUGUAGAGAUGAACAUUUUAAAUUGUCCCAAUGUUUGGGUCCUUAAAGAUAAUCAUGUAUAUAAAUAAGCACUGUAUAUGUAAAUAAAUAAGAUGCUUCUUUAUGUGAAAAUAAAAAAGGCGUAAUUUUAAUGCAUUU
Molecule: messenger RNA, 1087 nt
Organism: Pangasianodon hypophthalmus (striped catfish)
Lineage: Eukaryota; Metazoa; Chordata; Actinopteri; Siluriformes; Pangasiidae
Gene: ventx
Product: ventral expressed homeobox
Exons: 3
Coding region: 30-767 (245 amino acids)
Biological process (GO): regulation of DNA-templated transcription
Molecular function (GO): DNA binding; DNA-binding transcription factor activity, RNA polymerase II-specific
Source: RefSeq, a predicted model, not a curated record